Messenger RNA from Asterias rubens (European starfish), 3097 nucleotides. RefSeq names its product translation initiation factor eIF-2B subunit epsilon-like. Gene Ontology annotation, biological process: biosynthetic process. Gene Ontology annotation, molecular function: translation initiation factor activity; transferase activity; translation initiation factor binding. NCBI's taxonomy places the organism in Eukaryota, Metazoa, Echinodermata, Asteroidea, Forcipulatida, Asteriidae. The coding region runs from base 72 to 2159 and encodes 695 amino acids. The record is from RefSeq and is a predicted model, not a curated record. Gene Ontology annotation, cellular component: eukaryotic translation initiation factor 2B complex. The transcript is spliced from 15 exons.
UUCGCAAUCAAAGUCAACACACACAUGCAGCAGUCGUCGCGAACUCAUGAACUUGCAUCACCACGCACAUCAUGGCGGCGAAUACGAAGAAAAGUAAAGGAAAAGGAGACAACGUUUUGCAGCAAGAAGAUGUUCUGCAAGCUGUGGUCUUAGCUGAUAGUUUUAAUGUGAAGUUUGCACCAAUCACGUUGGAGAGGCCACGGGCCUUGUUACCGCUGGUAAACUGUCCACUGAUAGAUUACACUUUGGAGUUCCUUGCAAGUGCAGGGAUGCAGGAAGUGUUUGUCUUUUGCUGUGCUCAUGCAGAUCAACUCAAACAACACAUCCGGGCUUCCAAGUGGAACCAUGAGAGCUCUCACUGUACGGUCACGACCAUAGUAUCGGAAGGCUGCGGCUCCAUCGGGGAUGCUCUACGAGAGAUUGAACGUAAAUCUAGGAUCAGGUCUCACUUUGUUCUAGUGAGUGGUGAUCUCGUGUCUAACAUGCCGCUAAAAGAGCUAAUUGAUCAGCAUAAAGAGCGAUUUAGGGCUGAUAAAUCCUCCGCGAUGACUUUAGUCUUCAAGAAGGCAUUCCCUGGUCACAGAACAAGGAGUUUAGAAGAUGAGAUUGUGAUUGCCACAGACAGCACACAAAGAAUACUCAACUACCAGAAAAUGCACGGCAAGACAAAAGCUAGGUUUCCCUUGAGUUUAUUUGAGGAGAAUUGUCAGAUGAGUCUACGCUAUGACCUGAUGCACAGCCACAUCAGUAUAUGCUCACCUCGGGUCACUGAGCUGUUUGUCGACAACUUUGACUACCAGACUAUGUCAGAUUUCAUCCGUGGGGUACUUCUUAAUGAAGAGAUUGAAGGCAACAAGCUUUAUGUUCAUGUCAUAGAAGAGGAAUACGCAGCUAGAGUUACGAAUCUACCAAUGUAUGAUUCUAUAAGCAAGGAUGUGAUUAGGAGGUGGUCUCACCCAAUGGUGCCAGACAACUUAACGGCUGAAGGAGAAGGUUACAAGCUUGGCAGGCACAAUGUAUAUUUAGCCAGUAAUGUCACAUUAGAAAGGGGUAGUAUUCUACAGGAAGACGUCGUUGUGGGUCAGGGAACUACUAUCGGCACUAACACCUUUAUCACACAUUCAGUUAUUGGUAAAAACUGUCAAAUAGGUGAGAAUGUCAAACUUGAGAAUACAUACGUAUGGGACAACGUAACGAUAGAAUCUGACUGCAAGCUUAACAUGGCUGUUCUAUGCGACAGGGUUCACAUCAAAGAUAGCGUCAUUGUAAACUCUGGAUGUAUUAUCUCAUUCGGGGUCAAAGUGGGGCCUAGUGUCACCCUCCCUCCAGGCACACUCCUAACAAGAUACCCCCCUGGCCACAGUGUAUUUGACCAGGACCACAGUGACAUGGACCAUACCAUGCAACCGAUAGGGGAUGUUCCAGUGGAUACAGAGGUUAUUGGGGAAGGGGGUGAAGGCUAUGUAUGGAAUGCAACACAAGAUGAAGAUGAGGAGGAAGAAGUCCUCAGACAACAACUACUAGGUUUAAAUAUCUCCGUUGAGGAAGAGGGAGCAAGUAGCUUGGAAGACUCUGAAGAUGAAGAUGAUGACAGACUGACCUCAAUCUCACCCCCACCAGACGAUACUAAAUUAUUCUACAAUGAAGUUGUAGACAGCUUACAACGCACUGUAGACGAGAAUGUGAAGGUAGAAAACUUAAUACUGGAAGUCAACUCUUCAAAGUAUGCCUAUAAUGUAUCCAUGAAGGAGCUUAACCAACUAGUAGUCAAAGCAAUAAUGGAGAUGCCCCACCUCAGAGCAGUUGAACCUCUAACAGCCGCUCAGUUACUACCAGCACUCAAAAAGCUGCUGAAUAAAAUGCUUCCACUGUUUGAGAAUUACAUCAAGAGUGCUGAGUCCCAGCUGGAUUGCCUUGGUGCUUUGGAGGAGUACUGCCUGACAAGCAAUUCUACUGCUAUGGUGCUUCCUAAAAUCCUACUGCUGUUUUAUGAAGCAGACAUUCUGGGAGAGGACAUGAUACUGCACUGGUACAAUAUUUCCUCAGUGUGUUCAACAGACAGUGAAAUCAUCACAUCAAACAGGCAACAAAUUAGAACUCAGGUUAAACCAUUCAUCAAAUGGCUGGAGGAAGCUGAAGAGGAGAGUGAUAGUGAUUGAGAAAGGUUACCAUAGCAACAACAAGAAAGCAAACCUCAACAACCCAGAGCAACUUCGAGUUCACACUGUGGUGAACUAAAGGUUUACUUUUUUGACUCAAACCCAGACUGGUCGACCAUUGCUUGACUACUACGGUUCAACCAUUUGGAACCAGCCUCAAAGCCAUGGUUUCGAUAGCCUGUUCCAUGCUAACAUGUAUCUGCAGAGGGGAACCAGUGACACUAUAGUGAAAAGGUGGAAGGACUUCCAAAGGAGGCGUUCAAAUGAGUGUGUCACUGCGCAUGAACAUUGCUGGUCAUUAGUCGACUAAAUGUUCGCACUCGACCUGCUCUUGGAGCUGCACAUAGGAAAUAUUUAUCUUUUAUUUAUGUACAUGUUACUUAAAUACAUAUGUAUAAAGGCAAGGAUAUUCAGGUUGUUAUUUUUCAAAAGCCGAUGAUAUCACUGCACUAGAUAAAGUUGUGUUACAUCUUGCCUCUGAAUUGACCGUUUGAAACAAUUGAUGGACUUUAUGACAUGACUAGGGCAAGUGGUCUUGCACACCCAAUGUGGUCAAGUCAUCAGACAAGAGUUGUGAAUCACAUUUGACUUAUGAAUAAGACCAGAACAAAAUUCCAUCCCAUCGAUAAAAUGGAUACCUGCAAGAAGCGUGUAUGUGAAUAAUUGACAACAGAUGUAUCUGACCAUGUCUGUUUCCUUUUAUUUGUAUUGAAAAAUACCAUUUAAAUGCUGAAACAAGCAAAGUACGGUUACACAAUCAAGUGUCGGGUAUAAGCUAGUAUUACAUCCAACCCUGUGUUAGCUAUGACAGCUAACCCUGGGUUAACUACUCGCACACCCAACUUUUGGUCAACUGGUACAGGCAACCCUGGGUUAAAGCCAUUGGACCCUUUCGGUAAACAGUAUUGUCAAAGGCCCACACUUCGUGUAUCACAACU